AUAAAAGAGCGGUGCAACAGAGAAGUCGUCAGCACCAAACCGAAAGCGGUAAAGUAACCAACUGCAGUUAGUUAUCCUUUCGAGCUGCCUAUAGUUUUCCAUGAAUUUCUCAAGCCUUCUUCUGCUGGCCCUUGUGGCAGUAAUCGCAGACUCCCACAGAAUCGCUCAACCGCCUGCAGAUCCCCAGGAGCCAUGCAGCACCACCACCCUCAAGCCACCAUGUGACACGACAACAACUCCGAAACCAGAACCACCGUGUACACCAACACCACCGCCUCCGCCUCCACCUCCACCACCCUGUUCUACAACAACACCUCCGCCAGAUCAACCCUGUGACACGACAACAACUCCGAAACCCGAACCACCAUGUACACCAACACCUCCGCCUCCGCCUCCACCACCCUGUUCUACAACAACAACACCUCCGCCAGAUCAACCCUGUGACACGACAACAACUCCGAAACCCGAACCACCGUGUACACCAACACCUCCGCCUCCACCUCCACCUCCACCACCCUGUUCUACAACAACAACACCUCCGCCAGAUCAACCCUGUGACACGACAACAACUCCGAAACCCGAACCACCAUGUACACCAACACCUCCGCCUCCACCUCCACCUCCACCACCCUGUUCUACAACAACAACACCUCCGCCAGAUCAACCCUGUGACACGACAACAACUCCGAAACCCGAACCACCGUGUACACCAACACCUCCGCCUCCACCUCCACCACCCUGUUCUACAACAACAACACCUCCGCCAGAUCAACCCUGUGACACUACAACAACUCCGAAACCCGAACCACCGUGUACACCAACACCUCCGCCUCCGCCCCCCCUGUUCCACAACAACAACACCUCCGCCAGAUCAACCCUGUGACACGACAACAACUCCGAAACCCGAACCACCGUGUACACCAACACCUCCGCCUCCACCUCCACCACCCUGUUCUACAACAACAACACCUCCGCCAGAUCAACCCUGUGACACUACAACAACUCCGAAACCCGAACCACCGUGUACACCAACACCUCCGCCUCCGCCUCCACCCCCCUGUUCCACAA
Molecule: messenger RNA, 1068 nt
Organism: Drosophila obscura
Lineage: Eukaryota; Metazoa; Arthropoda; Insecta; Diptera; Drosophilidae
Product: extensin-like
Exons: 2
Coding region: 101-883 (260 amino acids)
Source: RefSeq, a predicted model, not a curated record